Molecule: messenger RNA, 1004 nt
Organism: Solanum tuberosum (potato)
Lineage: Eukaryota; Viridiplantae; Streptophyta; Magnoliopsida; Solanales; Solanaceae
Exons: 1
Coding region: 161-763 (200 amino acids)
Source: RefSeq, a predicted model, not a curated record
GUAAAUAUAGGAGUCAGUCACAUUUGACGAAAUCCAUAAAAUCGACCGUUACAUAAUUUCAAAUCCUAAAGGACCGUUAAAAAGGAGGGCUCCUCUUUACUUUUCCCCCCCGCUCGCCACCUCCAUUCUCCCCUAAUCCCAAAGCAACUUUCGAUCUCCAAUGGCGAGCAACACUUCAAUAAUGGAAUCCAAGCCCUUACACCCACUUCACCAAAUCGCAGAAACCCCAACUCACAAGUUGCUUCUCAAACAAUGGCUGAAAGAAGAAGAACUCAUCCUCAACAGAAUCGCUACCAAAGAAACCCAAAUCGAUUCCGUCCGCAAUGAAAUCACCCAGCUUUACUGCAUUUUCUUCCUGUUCCAUUCGAUUUCGCUUAUGCUUUUAUUCAGUGCUUCCUCCAAAUGGGCUUCGAAAACCGGGCUUUGCCACCGUUCAUGGAUCCCGUCAAUCUGUUCUCUCCUCUGUUCUAUGGGUAUCAUUUGGGCUGUUAGGUACAAGACGGAUACGGAGAGUCACUUAGAGAAACUGUUGGAGAGAGAGAAAGAGGAUGGGAAAUUACUGGCUAAGUGUGUGGAGGAGUUGAAGAGAAAAGGGAUGGAAUUUGAUUUGUUGAAGGAAGUUGAUGCUCUUAGGAGGGCUAAGAGUUUGAGGGUUGAAGCUAAGGUGGUUCGAAAAUGGUCAGCUAGAGACUUUGUGUCUCUGUUUUUCUUCUCUGUUACGUGUCUGGUACUCGCUUUAACCAGGACCAUUUUGUGUGGUUGACACUUGCAAGGUUUGAAUUGCAGCAAAAUGGGCUGUAUCUUCUCUUUUAAUACUCUACAACUGGAAAGCCUCAAGCUUUUAGCUUCUGACUUCUGUAAUCAUUUAGUAAAAGGAAAUUAAUUGUGGGCAAGGGAAGUUGCAGAAUAUACUGUUCUGCUUUUUGUUAUUUGAGUUUUCUUUAUGUAUUUUUGCAGUUAAAAAUGAAUCUUAUUUGGCAAUGAAUUCUCAACAUUUUCAGCUU